Molecule: messenger RNA, 1865 nt
Organism: Danio aesculapii
Lineage: Eukaryota; Metazoa; Chordata; Actinopteri; Cypriniformes; Danionidae
Product: E3 SUMO-protein ligase ZBED1
Exons: 2
Coding region: 235-1761 (508 amino acids)
Molecular function (GO): protein dimerization activity
Source: RefSeq, a predicted model, not a curated record
ACGAACCUUUUUAACCACCUCAAGAGAAAGCACCCGAAAGAAUAUGCGGAGAGUCAAAUUUUAAAAGGACCCCACGCGAGUACAUCACCAGGUACAACCAAGCAACCAGAAACGACAAGGCUUAAACAAACAACUCUAACGAAAGAAACAUAUCACAAAGGAACUCCGUAUGAGAGAACGAGCAAGCGCUGGAAAGACGUAACUGAUGCCGUGACAUUUUACCUGACCAAAGACAUGAUUCCUAUAAAGACUGUGGAAAAUGAGGGCUUUAAAAGAUUGUUCAAAGUCGUAGAUCCACGUUACGAAAUACCCAGCCGCAAAUAUUUUUCCUCCACUGCCAUUCCACAGCUUUAUUCAGAGUGCCGCAGCAAGAUUCAAAAUAAAAUUCAAAACGUAAAGUUUUUCGCUACAACGGCUGAUUUAUGGUCUAGCCGUACGUCAGAGCCGUAUUUAAGUCUGACGAUUCACUUUAUUCAUGAGUGGAAGUUGUACAGUGCGUGUCUAGAAACAACAUAUUUUCCACAAGACCACACAGGCGAGGUCAUAGCGCAAGGUCUUAGGGAUGCGCUUGAAUGUUGGGGACUGAAAGAAGCAAACAUGACCUGUAUGACGACAGAUAGUGGGGCCAACAUGGUGAAGGCAUUGGAGCUCAACAGCUGGACUCGUCUGCAGUGUUUUGGGCACAGACUCCACCUAGCCAUCGAAAAAAGUGCCAAAGACCCUCGUGUUGAACGUGCAACAUCUGUCUGCAAGAAAGUUGUCAGCACAUUCUCCUUCAGCUGGAAGAAAAACAGGGAACUAAGUAAUGCUCAAGCUGAGCUAAAGCUACCUCAACAGAAGCUCAUCACUGAGUCCCCAACACGAUGGGGUUCAAGGCUCAGCAUGAUUGAGCGAGUGCUUGAUCAGGAAAAGGCGAUUUCUCAGGUCCUGAAGGCAGACAAGAAGGCAAGGCAUUUGGUCCCAUCAUGGCAAGAUGUUGACGUGAUGGAGUCUGUGAAAAAGGCACUGAGUCCACUGAGAGACUUUACAGAUGCACUCUCAGGUGAGGACUAUGUGAGUGUAUCUUAUGUCAAGCCAGUGCUUCACAUGUUGAAAGGCAACAUUUUGAGCCUAAAUGAUGAAGACACUGAACUAACAAAAACAAUGAAGACAACCAUUCUGAAUUACCUCACUGACAAAUAUCAGGACCCCACCACUGAUGACCUGCUGGAUAUGGCUUCGCUUUUCGAUCCCAGAUUCAAAACACAAUUCAUUGCCAAAGAUAAGGUAGAGGGAAUACAAACCAGAGCUGUGGCUGAGCUGGAGUCUUUGAUGACCAUUCACAUACAGUAUCCAAAAUCAGAUCAGCAGCCUACAUCUAGUACCUCAGCCUCCACAUCACAAAUCCUUGAUGAGGAUCAGACACCACCCAAGAAAGCAAAGAAAACACUUUCCAGCUUUUUAAAAGCCUUAGGUGUUGCAAGUGCAUCUGCAACCACAUCAGUUUCCUCAUCUGUGAAAGAGGCAAUAGAAGGAGAAUUGAAGGGAUACUUGUCCACGCCAAAUGCAGAAAGUGAGGUGGAUCCGCUGGAAUGGUGGAAAGUCCAUGAGGCAAACUUUCCAAGAAUUAGCCAGCUUGCUAGAAAGUAUCUCUGCAUUCCAGCCACAAGUGCUCCCUCAGAAAGGGCUUUCAGUACUGGUGGCAAUAUCGUCACCUGCCAAAGGGCGUCUCUUAAGCCUGAGAAAGUGAAUCAACUGGUCUUCCUUUCUAAGAAUUUGUGAUUGUGAUUUGUCAUACUUUGUCAUCUUUAGAAAUGUAUAUGUUCCAAAGCUGCUAAGUUUACAAGACUCAGGAAUGAGGUCAGGAAAUAUUUUUGUAUCUUUAU